UAAAUUGCAAUUCGUCAAAAAUUUGCUCAAACCUGCCCAAAUUACAAUAUAUUAUUACCCAAACCCUAAAAAAAACUGAUUCGAGUUGCACCCCUCCGCCAUAUGAGAGACAUCCCAUGCUCUAAAUAUAAAACGAAAGGCAGUGUGAGGGGAAAGUCUUCACUAGAACUGCUCAACUAUCUUUAUACUAGCAUCUCUGCAUCACAACAACAAACUGAAACUUGAAUCUAAAGCUUUCAUUCGAAAUGAGGAGGCCUGGGCCUGGGGAUGGAUCAACGACGUUGAAGAGAGGAGGAGGUGGAGUGGGAGGGCACCAUCGCCACCAGCUGAAGCAGCAACUCACCGGAGGAGUCAAGGGACUGUUUGGGAAGUUGUCUAUUGCACUGAUUGUUCUAUUGAUCUGCACCCUCUAUUUCCUGUUCUCCAUCAAGACUAACAACCAGCCCCUUUCUCCAUCUCAGCAAAUCAACUUAGAGACUUUAUGGGGAACUGCUGCUUCUGGUGGUUGGAGACCAUCAUCUGCUCCACGAUCUGAUUGGCCCCCUCCUCUAAAAGAGAGCAAUGGCUAUCUGCGUGUUCGUUGUAAUGGUGGUCUGAAUCAACAACGCAGUGCGAUUUGUAAUGCUGUUCUUGCUGCACGGAUUAUGAAUGCUACGCUUGUGCUGCCUGAGUUGGACGCAAACUCCUUUUGGCAUGAUGACAGUGGAUUCCAAGGUAUCUAUGAUGUUGAGCACUUUAUCAAGGCGUUGAGGUACGAUGUCCAGAUUGUGGAAAGCAUUCCUGAAGCUCGGGUAAAAGGGAAGACCAAGAAGAUAAAAGGUUAUCAGCUUCGCCCCCCUAGAGAUGCUCCAAUAAGUUGGUACACCACAGUUGCUCUAGGGAAGAUGAAGGAACAUGGUGCUAUCUACCUCACUCCCUUUUCACAUCGCUUGGCAGAAGAGAUUGACAACCCUGAAUACCAACGGCUGAGAUGCCGAGUUAAUUACCAUGCACUUAGAUUUAAGCCACAGAUUAUGAAGUUAAGUAACUCAAUAGUCACUAAACUUCGUGCAGAAGGUCACUUCAUGUCAAUACAUCUUCGUUUUGAGAUGGAUAUGCUGGCAUUUGCUGGUUGCUUUGAUAUAUUUACUCCUGAAGAGCAAAGAAUAUUAAAGAAGUACCGGAAGGAAAAUUUUGCAGAGAAGAAACUCAUUUAUAGUGAAAGAAGGGCCAUUGGAAAAUGUCCAUUAACUCCGGAGGAGGUUGGUCUUAUCUUGCGUGCAAUGCGGUUUGGCAAUUCCACCAGGAUAUACCUUGCAGCUGGUGAAUUAUUUGGUGGUGAGCGAUUCAUGAAACCUUUUCGUUCCAUGUUCCCUCGCCUCGAGAACCACAGCACAGUGGAUCCCAGUGAGGAGCUAGUGGAGAAUACUGGUUUAAUAGGCUCUGCUGUGGAUUACAUGGUUUGUCUUCUCUCCGACAUUUUCAUGCCAACAUAUGAUGGCCCAAGCAACUUCGCCAAUAACCUCCUGGGUCACCGCCUCUACUAUGGUUUCCGUACCACAAUCCAUCCUGACAGGAAAGCUCUUGCUCCUAUCUUUAUUGAUCGGGAGAAGGGGAAAAUGGCCGGUUUUGAAGAAGCUGUUAGGCGUGUGAUGGUCAAAACAAAUUUUGGUGGGCCCCACAAGCGGGUCUCACCUGAGUCUUUCUAUACGAACUCUUGGCCUGAAUGUUUCUGCCAAACAUCACCAAAGAAUCCUGCUGACAAAUGUCCGCCAGAGAAUGUUUUGGAAAUCUUAGAGAGCCAAUUGGAGGGUGAAAUGACCAGUGAAUCAGACACCUUGAUUCCAUCAAAUUUGACAUCUAUGGCGAAAUAAAUAGGAAAUUGACUUGAACCUAGUAGUGGUGGUCAUACUAAUCCCUCUGCGAUGCAACACUGCAAUGCCAGACUGGAGAAUGGAGUGGGUUUUUGUUACCUAGUUCAGCUUCUCAGUUCUCACUGGUGGCAUCAUCUUACGAACUCAUCAUUCUCUUUUGGGUGGCUGGUGGGCAGUUCAUCUUAUCUGGGGAAUGGAGGAUUCGACUCAUCUUAUGCACUGAGAGAGAAUGCAAAUUAUUUUUGAUCAUGCCUUGGACCGAGAUGAAAUUUUGUGCAUGUAUUAAUAUUUGCCCCUUGUGUAUUGACAUUUUUGUGUUGAAGUGACACUCUAGUUGAUUGAGUAGUUAGUUCUCUACUAUAUUCAGAAAAAUAAACAGAAAUACAAAAGGGUUCUAAGCAUGAGCAUGCAUACCAAAUCAUGCCAUUAUAAUUUGGCAAAUUAAUAUAAUCUAGCAUUAAGUUGAGUAUAUUAUACAAUCA
Molecule: messenger RNA, 2335 nt
Organism: Camellia sinensis
Lineage: Eukaryota; Viridiplantae; Streptophyta; Magnoliopsida; Ericales; Theaceae
Product: O-fucosyltransferase 1
Cellular component (GO): trans-Golgi network; cytoplasm; endosome
Source: RefSeq, a predicted model, not a curated record